CUUUUUCCAAACUUCCUCUGACACAAUGGAGCAGACCGAGAAGGCCUUCCAAAAGCAGCCCACCAUCUUCGGCGCCAAGAAGCGCGUCCUUGUCCAGAAGAUCUCGCAACGCGAGGGCCGUUUCUGGCGCAACGUCGGUCUUGGCAUCAAGACCCCCCGUGAGGCCAUCGAGGGCAACUACGUUGACAAGAAGUGCCCCUUCACCGGCGACGUGUCCAUCCGCGGCCGCAUCCUCACUGGCGUUAUUGCUAACAACAAGAUGAAGCGCACCAUCACCGUCCGCCGUGACUACCUGCACUACAUCAAGAAGUACAACCGCUUCGAGAAGCGCCACCGCAACCUGUCGGCUCACAUCUCGCCCGCUUUCAAGGAUGUCGACGUCGGCGAUUCCGUCGUGGUUGGCCAGUGCCGCCCCCUCUCCAAGACUGUCCGCUUCAACGUCCUCAAGGUCAUCAAGGAUCUUAAGGCUGAGAAGGCCAAGAAGCAGUUCAACAAGUUCUAAAAGAGCCAAUUUUUUUUUCUAACUUGUAAAACUCUCCUCUGCUGCUGCUCGUUGUGUGGCGAAUAAAAUGUCUGUCCCUGAAAGA
Messenger RNA from Capsaspora owczarzaki ATCC 30864, 587 nucleotides. Its product is annotated as ribosomal protein S11. Gene Ontology annotation, molecular function: structural constituent of ribosome. The record is from RefSeq and is a predicted model, not a curated record. The coding region runs from base 26 to 502 and encodes 158 amino acids. Lineage: Eukaryota; Filasterea; Ministeriida; Capsasporidae. Gene Ontology annotation, cellular component: ribosome; cytosolic small ribosomal subunit. Gene Ontology annotation, biological process: translation. The transcript has 2 exons.